CAACACAGCUCACACAUCGUCUCUUAAAGUGACUGAAGGUAAGAAGAGCUUCACUUCGGUCAGAUACAACACAAACUGCUGAGGAUCAAAUGUGAUCACCAUUGAAUGAUAAACCUGCAGUUAUGGCCACCAAAGGAAGUUUGUCUUCACUCUUGAUUCUGAGACUUCUUUUGCUUCUGCUUCAUUUUAACCCUUCUCUGCUUUAUUCUCUAAAGAACUGCACUAUCCUUUACCAGGAGAAUCCAUCUGAUCAUGUUUAUGUGGAUUGCUCACAGAGGAACCUUUUAGCUAUUCCUGAUGACAUCCCUAAAGAUGCAGUUUCAUUACUGUUUUGCAGAAAUCAUGUUCUAAAACUUAAACAAGAUGAUUUUCGUGGUUUGUUCAAACUGAGGAUUCUUGAACUAGAGUUAAAUAAAAUUUAUCAUGUGGAAAAUGAAUCAUUUCUUGAUUUGGCUUUUUUAAAGACUCUCAACAUGAGAUUGAACGAACUUACCAGUAUAACAGCCAAUAUGUUUCAAGGACUAUCUAAUCUUACCCAGCUUGACCUCAGUUUUAACAGCAUCCAGUGUAUUCAUAAAACUGCAUUCAAUUUCCUUGUCAGCUUGCAAACUGUAGAGAUAAGUGGAAAUAAAUUCCAACAAAUCACUGAAAUCCAACCCAUCCUCCAUGUACCACAGAUACAGAAACUUAAACUGUUAGACAAUUCAUUUCCUUCCUUUGAGACAAAAGACCUGCAGCUUAAUUUCUCAUCAAGUCUUAAAGAGUUGCAUGUUUCUGGGCGUAACAUGCAAAUGUUUAGCAUCACAACUCCAAUUUUUCCUCACCUCCAACUUAUAGAACUUUUACGCCCAUUGCAGUUGUCUAAAAUGAUAUGGUACAUAUCGGACAAACAUUUUCUGAGAAACAUAACACAUUUAUAUCUUGGUUGGAGAGUACUUCUCUUUAAAAAUAUCAAGACAGUAAUGAAGAGUCUCAACUCUCUAUCAUAUCUGAGCUUAGACGCAACAAGCAGGUGGAUAGAGAGAGGGCUAUUGUCUACAGUUUGCAACAUACCAACAUUGAGGAGUCUGAAUUUGAUGUGCAGUGAUCUUCAGAAUUUAACUUUUGAACUUGCAUCAUGCUCUCAGCUCAUAGAGCUUGAUUUGUCCUUCGGUCAAAUGGCUGAACUGCGAAAAGGUUCAAUACAAUCAAUCAACCGACUACAGACGCUGAAUGUGACUAACAACCGACUCACUAUAGUUCCAUAUGAUAUAAGAAACCUUACCUUCCUCGAGGUCUUAAAUAUGCAAAACAACACAAUCCUCACGUUGAGCUGUGAGGAUUUUGUGAACACAACAAGUCUUAGAGAGCUAUACCUCACUGGAAAUCGUAUAACUGACAUCAAAAGUUGUGUGAUUGAAAAACUUCCUAAUCUCACAGUUUUGGAUUUGAGCUAUAAUCUAAUAAUGACAUUUGGAGACUCCUUUGAGAUUCCCCUACAUAAGCUUGAGAUCUUGGAUGUAAUCCAGAACCCCAUAAAAACGCUAGACGUAAAGAAAUUUCAACAACUACAGUCACUAAAAGUGUUAAAUGUGGAAACACAGCUUUUAAAUAAUUUAUAUGUCUGCAAUGACUUACAGCUCUUGGACCAUCUAACAAUAUAUUUACGCCCUCGAGAAAACUUUAAAACCUCUGUUUCAAACUAUUCUGAAAUACACGUUAACUCACACUCACUGAAAAGUCUCACAUUGAUUGCCAAAGACCAACCCACUGACUUUGAUUCAGUAAAAAAGUUUCUUAUGACUGUUAAACCUGCUGAAAAGUUUACAGCUAUAAACAUCUAUGGAGACCCUCCUGAUGGAAGAACAUUUAAGCUUACUCCUGAGCUCAAGAGUCUAACUUUAACAAAAACUGAUCUUUUGAUUGUAAAACAUAAAAUGUUCCUACCAAUCCCACACCUGCAGUCUCUGGAUCUUUCUGAGUCUGAGAUCAAGUCAUUGGAUUUUCUGAUGCUGGCCAAUCUUUCUGCUCUCCGAUAUCUGAAAUUGACAGACAGUGACCUUUCUGUGGUCAAUGAGACUGUCUUCCAGUAUCUCCCAUCUCUAACAUAUUUGGAUCUGAGUAAUAAUCCGUUUACCUGUGAGUGCUUAAACGCAGGUUUUAUCCAGUGGGUGAAGAGCAACAAGCAAACACAGGUAUUCAAUGGUCAUCAGUAUGAAUGUUCCUUUCCGGUGCCUAAACGGGGUACCUUAUUACUAGACUUUGAUGUUAAGACCUGUUGGGAAGAUGGCAGCUUUCUUUACUUCAUUUCUAGCACUUGUCUGGUUGUUCUAACUCUUCUUACAUCAUUCGUCUAUAACUUCCUGAGAUGGCAUCUCAAAUACACCUUCCACCUCUUCCAAGCCUUUCUCUACGACAGCAGGAAGAGAAAGACCAUGAACCCUCAUCAGUUUGAUGCCUUCGUGUCCUAUAACGUCCACGAUGAGGGCUGGGUUUACAGGGAAAUGCUCCCAGUGUUGGAGGGACAGCAGGGCUGGAGACUGUGUCUGCACCACAGAGACUUCCAACCAGGUAAACCCAUCAUAGAGAACAUCACUGAUGCCAUUUACGGCAGCAGGAAAACCAUCUGUGUGAUCAGCCGCAGCUACCUGCAGAGCGAAUGGUGCUCCAGAGAGAUCCAGAUGGCCAGCUUUCGUCUAUUCGACGAACAGAAAGAUGUUCUAAUUCUGCUGUUUUUGGAGGAGAUUCCUGCUCGUCAUCUGUCUCCAUAUUACCGCAUGAGGAAGCUGGUGAAGAAACGCACCUACCUGAGCUGGCCUCAGGCUGCAGAACAUCCAGGAGUUUUCUGGCAGAACGUCCAGAGAGCACUGCAGACAGGGGACUCAGAAAACACGGACCUGCUGAUCGGACCAGCAGGAUGGUGAGAGAGAGCUGCAAGGCUUCAAGCUGCUCCUCCAAUCCAGUCAUGAAAACUACAAGUCAUGAAAACUACAAGGCAUCAGAUGCUAGAAGAAAUAUAAAACCCUCCCAGAAAGUUCUUGAUCUCUUCCUUGAACAUCACUCAAUGAAGACUCUACAAAUCCCCACCUUUAACCUCCUGAAGAUGCACCAAUAAGAGCUUUUUGCUAAUCAGUAUUAUAACCUUUGACAUGUUAUUACCUUCUUGCCAGUUUUUUCUUAAAGGAGAAGAUGGUAUUAUGUAAAAAUGGCUUUUUGAGCUUUAUGUCGUCCAAUAAUCUAUUUCCUUUUAAAAAACAUGCCAGGAGUGUUGUUUUGACUAUUUCAUGCAUGCUUGAGAAAUCCUUUAAACUCCAGUAGCCUCCAUUUAGGCGCUUGGUCUCACAAAGCUCAGCCUUUUUAAUCCAAACUCCACCCAUUUCCAAAAAGGUCCUUCUUUCUCCCUCUCAGUUCCUCCAGACUAGCGGCAGCAGCAAUUAGCAACGAUUGUAAACGGCAUAAUGAAGUACCAUUGUUGUAAAGAAGAUGAUGACGUGCUGGAAAGAGCAGAAGCUUCUUAAAGAGAGAGAGGCCAAUUUCAAUACAUAAAAUUGCAAAGUCAAAUUUCUGUUAAGUCAUGUUUGAUAUACAGCAUAUUUAUACCAACUGAAGGUAACAGUUACUUUAUUAUGCUGUAAAAAUUGCCCCAUAUGCCAUUAUGAGAUUUUUUUUUAUCUGGGCAAAGAUGAGUCCAUUAAUGCUAUGCCUUCAUGUUAUUCUGAGAGGAACUGAAAACAAUCGGUGUUGCUGAUCUUGUGACUCAGUUUCUCAGAGACGAUUAGGAACGCUAACGAUAUGCAGCCACAGGAAAUGGCUGCAUAUCAGGAGGCAAAAGUCAGAUUUUAGACUGGUAUGACAAAAGCCAUACCAGUUUGUCACAUAAAUAUCGUCACACCUACCUCAUCAACCUCAUGUUCCCUUUUUCAAUGCAAAAUGGAUUCCUAUUUAGGGCUUAGGUGCUGUGAGUUCUGCUUCUGUUUUUAGAUGUUUGCACCACUGUGAAACUUUAGACAUAAAGAGCUCGUCUGUAAACCAAUAAAAGUUGCUUACUCUAAAGGCAAUAACCUUUUUUCUUAUACAUUAUCCUACCACAUCUUGUGGUUUUUAAAAAAUUGUUCUGUAAAUAUUUAUUUCUUUUUAGUUUUAUUGGUCUCAUCUUUUUAAGCACCUCAGAAGACCUUAAUGCUACUUAUAGUUUACUUGCCUUAUUUGCAUCAUAUCUUCAGUGAAAACAGUUUGUUCUGUGUUUUAAUAAUUAAACUUCCUUUCAUGUUUAGUAUUAAUUUGAUCAUAGAUUAAAUACACAACCUACACGGACAUCUGGAUGGAGGUCGUCAGGAACCAGGCUAGUCUUUCUCGACGCCAGCUUAAUCAGAGUUUACUUCACUUCUGGACAUGUUAAAUCUCGGCAGAUUUAGGAAACUCAAUUCACCCGUCAGACGGAGAGCUGGUAGCACAUCUCCCUCCUCUGACAAGGGGAAGCAGAGGGAGAGAAGGGGGGGAUGGGGAUUGUGCAACAACUUCUGUGUGAAACAAAAGAUAAAUGAUUUGAUUUGAUUUAUACCAGAUGAAACACGGAGAAGCAUAUUCUGCCAGUAGCCCAUGAAAAUC
Messenger RNA from Poecilia latipinna (sailfin molly), 4587 nucleotides. RefSeq names its product toll-like receptor 13. The coding region runs from base 123 to 2903 and encodes 926 amino acids. The record is from RefSeq and is a predicted model, not a curated record. NCBI's taxonomy places the organism in Eukaryota, Metazoa, Chordata, Actinopteri, Cyprinodontiformes, Poeciliidae. Gene Ontology annotation, biological process: toll-like receptor signaling pathway; inflammatory response. Gene Ontology annotation, cellular component: plasma membrane. The transcript has 5 exons. Gene Ontology annotation, molecular function: protein binding; signaling receptor activity.